GCUCGGAGGUAGAAAGGGAAGGUCUGGACAGGGUGGCUGGACCAGUGGCAGAAUCCAGUGGCAGACUCUGGACUUGAGGGUUCUAGGCUGUGGUCUGUAGAAGCAAAGGACAGAAGGACUCAAAUCCAGGCCAACUGUAUGGCUGUCUGAGGUGUUGGAACAGAAGGAGGUCCAUUCCUGUUGGUGACAACACUGUGGCCCUGUUCUGGGAUGACCGAGGUAUAAAGGUUGCCCCCAAGAAAGUGCAGCGGAGUCCUUGCGUCUUGUGGCAGCUGACGUGCCCAGCCCUGAGUCCGUGGGAGCUGAAGGCAGCCCGGCCCCUUCUCAUGGGCAGCGCCCACCUGUGCUGAGGUCCUGCGGUCGUGGCAAUAAGAGGAGCUGUGCAAUCAGUUGUCCCUGAAAAUGUCUGACAGUCUGGAUAAUGAAGAGAAACCCCCGGCCCCACCGCUGAGAAUGAACAGUAACAACCGAGAUUCUUCGGCACUCAACCACAGUUCCAAACCACUUCCCAUGGCCCCUGAAGAGAAGAAUAAGAAAGCCAGGCUUCGCUCUAUCUUCCCAGGAGGAGGGGAUAAAACCAAUAAGAAGAAGGAGAAAGAACGCCCAGAGAUCUCUCUUCCUUCAGACUUUGAACAUACGAUUCAUGUGGGGUUUGACGCAGUCACCGGGGAGUUCACUAACUCCCCCUUCCAGACUUCUAGACCUGUGACGGUCGCUUCAAGUCAAUCAGAGGGAAGAAUGCCAGAUCUCUAUGGCUCACAGAUGUGCCCAGGGAAGCUCCCAGAGGGAAUCCCUGAGCAGUGGGCACGGUUACUCCAAACCUCCAACAUAACAAAACUGGAACAGAAGAAGAACCCACAAGCUGUCCUGGAUGUUCUCAAAUUCUACGAUUCCAAAGAAACGGUCAACAACCAGAAAUACAUGAGCUUUACGUCAGGAGAUAAAAGCGCACAUGGAUACAUAGCAGCCCAUCCCUCGAGUACAAAAACAGCAUCAGAGCCUCCUUUGGCUCCACCUGUGUCUGAAGAAGAAGAGGAAGAAGAGGAAGAAGAAGAAGAUGACAAUGAGCCCCCCCCAGUUAUUGCACCAAGACCCGAGCAUACAAAAUCAAUCUACACUCGUUCUGUGCUGGAAUCCAUUGCUUCACCGGCAGCACCAAAUAAAGAGGUCACACCACCUUCUGCUGAGAAUGCCAACUCCAGUACUUUGUAUAGAAACACAGAUCGGCAAAGGAAAAAAUCCAAGAUGACGGACGAGGAGAUCCUAGAGAAGCUAAGAAGCAUUGUGAGUGUCGGUGACCCAAAGAAAAAAUACACAAGAUUUGAAAAAAUAGGCCAAGGGGCAUCAGGUACUGUUUACACAGCGCUAGACAUUGCCACAGGACAAGAGGUGGCCAUAAAGCAGAUGAACCUUCAACAGCAGCCCAAAAAGGAAUUAAUUAUUAAUGAAAUUCUGGUCAUGAGGGAAAAUAAGAACCCCAAUAUUGUUAAUUAUUUAGAUAGCUACUUAGUGGGUGAUGAACUAUGGGUGGUCAUGGAAUACUUGGCUGGUGGCUCUCUGACUGAUGUGGUCACAGAGACCUGUAUGGAUGAAGGCCAGAUAGCAGCUGUCUGCAGAGAGUGCCUCCAAGCUCUGGAUUUUUUGCACUCAAACCAAGUGAUCCAUAGAGACAUAAAGAGUGACAAUAUUCUUCUUGGGAUGGAUGGUUCUGUUAAAUUGACUGAUUUUGGGUUCUGCGCCCAGAUCACCCCCGAGCAAAGUAAACGGAGCACUAUGGUGGGAACUCCCUACUGGAUGGCGCCUGAGGUUGUAACUCGAAAAGCUUAUGGUCCGAAAGUUGAUAUCUGGUCUCUGGGGAUUAUGGCAAUCGAAAUGGUGGAAGGUGAACCCCCUUACCUUAAUGAAAAUCCACUCAGGGCAUUAUAUCUGAUAGCCACUAACGGAACCCCAGAGCUCCAGAAUCCUGAGAGACUGUCAGCUGUGUUCCGUGACUUUUUAAAUCGCUGUCUUGAGAUGGAUGUGGACAGGCGAGGAUCUGCCAAGGAGCUUUUGCAGCAUCCAUUUUUAAAAUUAGCCAAGCCUCUCUCCAGCCUGACUCCUCUGAUUAUCGCCGCAAAAGAAGCGAUUAAGAACAGCAGCCGCUAGGACCGCAAGGCCCACCCUA
Messenger RNA from Callorhinus ursinus (northern fur seal), 2164 nucleotides. It is a transcript of the gene PAK3, whose product is annotated as p21 (RAC1) activated kinase 3. The record is from RefSeq and is a predicted model, not a curated record. Gene Ontology annotation, molecular function: ATP binding; protein serine/threonine kinase activity. Gene Ontology annotation, biological process: protein phosphorylation. NCBI's taxonomy places the organism in Eukaryota, Metazoa, Chordata, Mammalia, Carnivora, Otariidae.